This is a messenger RNA of Morone saxatilis (striped sea-bass), 1530 nucleotides long. It is a transcript of the gene mterf3, whose product is annotated as mitochondrial transcription termination factor 3. Gene Ontology annotation, molecular function: double-stranded DNA binding. Gene Ontology annotation, biological process: mitochondrial ribosome assembly; regulation of DNA-templated transcription. The transcript is spliced from 7 exons. Gene Ontology annotation, cellular component: mitochondrion. The record is from RefSeq and is a predicted model, not a curated record. Lineage: Eukaryota; Metazoa; Chordata; Actinopteri; Moronidae. The coding region runs from base 1 to 1284 and encodes 427 amino acids.
AUGUCUUCAUCCUUCACACAGCUGUGUCUACAAUACAGAAGUCUUCUCUUCUCCAAGACAGUGUCUAGUACUUGGCGGUAUUCCACUCAGUUUCGCCAUUGCGCUACACUUACAAGGUUACCCACGAAAAUCCUAAAUGGAUCCUCGGUUAUCAGGGGGAAUCGCACCACAACGCAGGCAAGACAGCGGUGGAAACAACCGAUGUUCUGUUACAGAGACUUAACUGCCAGACAUUUGGCAACUGAGGCUAAGGAACACAAAGAUACUGAAGAAUUGUCAAAAUCUGAUGUUGUAGUGUACAAGACCCCCGUGUUGCCAAUCAGAGAUGCUGAGAUGCCAGUAACCGAAAGCCAGAUGUCAUUAGAUCUGGAUGCUGCUGCUGAACGUUCACCAUUAGAGUUGAUCAGUGAUGAAGAGGCUCUCAGUAUAUCUAUUCCUUCUACCAUACCUCCAGCCUCCUCCUCUCUUAGAGACUAUGUUGACCAGUCUGAGACUCUCAGCAAACUGGUACAGCUAGGUGUAAAGCUGUGGAGACUUGAACAAAGGCCCAACGUGGGCUCCAUGCUGCUGAGGCUCAACUUCAACACAGAUGUAGCCCCAAAGCUGCUGUUUCUCAAAGAGAUUGGGGUGGAAGACUCUAGCUUCGGCCAUAUCAUCACACGAAACCCCUUCAUUCUCACACAGAAUUUAGAAAACCUACAGUCCAGGGUGAACUAUCUCAAGUCAAAGAAGUUCAGUUCUGGGGAUGUUGCAUCGAUGGUAUCCAGAGCUCCGUAUCUGCUCAACUUCAGUGUGAAGAGGCUGGACAACAGACUGGGGUUCUACCAGCAGCAACUCAAACUCAGUGCUUCCAAUACACAGAACAUUGUAGCUCGUCUACCCAGAUUACUGUGUGGAAGUUUGGAGCCUGUUAAAGAAAAUUUGAAGGUGUUUGAAAUAGAGCUUGGCUUCAAGGAAAAUGAGAUCCAACACAUAGUUGUUGCCGUCCCAAAAGUGUUGACUGCCAAUAAAAGGAAGCUAACCCAAAUGUUUGACUUCCUCCACAACACCAUGAAGGUGCCCCACCACCUGAUCACCAAGUUCCCACAGGUCCUCAAUAGCAAGUGCCUGCGUGUCAGAGAGCGCCACCUGUUCCUCGACUACCUUGGAAAGGCUCAGUAUGACCCAGCCUUGCCCAACUACAUCUCCCUGGACCGCUUUGUGUCUUUGCCCGAUGAGACUUUUUGCACUGAGUUGGCUUUGGCCACAUUGGAAGAUUUUUAUUUGUUCCAAAAGACCCUUUGAGUGGUCAAACACAGAAUAAAUACCAUAAUGUCAGAUAUAUGCAGACAUGGAAGUCUUGAAACAAACAUCAGUUAUUAUGGUAUGAAGUUUGCUUUGUAAAUGUGAUGUUUAAUAAAUGUUCACAAUGUAUAUCACCUCCUCUGUCUGAUAUAAUACUUAUUACGACUAUCUAAAUGUGAUAAAAGUUAUGUUAAAUCCAGUCCCUGUUAAAUAUUUGCCUCAGUUGAGGGGCUGUGAAUAAAAUGU